Messenger RNA from Colletes gigas, 11377 nucleotides. It is a transcript of the gene E(bx), whose product is annotated as nucleosome-remodeling factor subunit NURF301. The record is from RefSeq and is a predicted model, not a curated record. The transcript has 27 exons. Gene Ontology annotation, cellular component: NURF complex. Gene Ontology annotation, biological process: regulation of transcription by RNA polymerase II. NCBI's taxonomy places the organism in Eukaryota, Metazoa, Arthropoda, Insecta, Hymenoptera, Colletidae. Bases 393 to 8606 code for a protein of 2737 amino acids. Gene Ontology annotation, molecular function: RNA polymerase II cis-regulatory region sequence-specific DNA binding.
GGCCAGACAUGGCGGCGAUUCGAUGAGCCAAUUGGAGCAGCGCUCUCUUAGAGGAUCAGAUAUUGUAAAUUCCCCUUACAUUCGCGUCAGUGAAUGAUUUUCUGCAACCAGUUUCGUCGUUAUUGAUAGGAAAACGGGUUUUUAUUGUUACGGGAGGGUGAUCGUCGUUCGUUGACCAAAAAGUAGAAGCCACGCAAGAUCGUAUCGAAACUUUAAUCAUGAAAGAAUUGUGUUUGGUCACGUGACCGUAGCCGAAAAAUGGCGCAAAGAUCAGAGUACAAACAUGGGUUCCAUUUCAUUGCUACGGUGUCAUUUGUAUUUGUUUACAAGCGCGCGUUUUCACAAACCACGUGUUAAGUAAGUGCCAUUUCGUUGACAGUGGGUGACAGACAAUGACGGGAAGAGGGUCGAAGAGACGGGGCCGACCCCCAAAGUCGGUGGUCCUGGAAAGGCCGAAAAAGUUUCAGUAUCAUCUUAUGAAGAAGCCAAAAUAUUUGCAAAACAAGGGUUCGGAAACGCCAAAUUCACAGCCGAGUACGCCAACGCCAUCGAGGCCAUCGUCACCAGUUGAAAGUGAAGAGAGCAGACGAAGUACGCGGACUCGUAAAUCCCGAGGACCCAGGGAAAGACAUUCUCGUAAAGGUGGCCAUUCAAGUUCUGGUGUAUACCAUCGCCGAGGUUACAAUCCAAAUGUCGACUACAACGACUCUGAAUAUCAUUAUGGCUCGGAUUUUGGUGAUGAGUCAAGUGACAAAAGCGAUGGUGAAGAGGAUCCUCUACAAAGUGAUGUAGAUUCCUCUGAAAGUAUAGAAGAACCUGAUCCCUCCAGUGACAGUGACUUCUCCCUCUCCAGUUAUAGCACUACCAGUGGUACACCCCGCAAGACACUGCUUAGCCAGCAGAGACCGCCAAGUCCUGAACCGUUAUGGCUUCAAAACAGGGAACUGCCGUCACUGAUCUUACCUAAAUCUUCUGACGACCUAUUAGUCCCUAAGGAAUUUGUUAUGCCAUCUUUAUCUAUAUACGAAGUACUGAGACACUUCCGCACUUUGGUGCGUCUUUCGGCCUUCAGAUUUGAAGAUUUUUGUGCUGCUCUUGUGUGCGAGGAUCAAACUAAUUUAUUGGCUGAAAUACAUAUUAUGCUUAUCAAAGCUCUACUUAGAGAAGAAGAUUCUCAGCAGACACACUUUGGUCCUCUUGAUCAAAAAGACUCUGUGAAUGUUAGUUUAUAUUUUGUGGAUUCUAUGUCUUGGCCAGAAGUGCUACGCUCUUAUGUAGAAAGCGACAAGUGCUUUGAUGAAAAUAUUUUACACAUUUUGUCAACCUGUGAAUAUCCUUUUACUUCUAUUGAAGACAGAAUCAAGGUGUUGCAAUUUUUGACUGAUCAAUUUCUCAUUACAAAUCCAGUAAGAGAAGAUCUGUUGCACGAAGGGAAUAUGCAUUACGACGACCAUUGCAGAGUUUGUCAUCGUUUGGGGGAUUUAUUAUGUUGUGAAACUUGUCCAGCUGUAUUUCACCUAGAGUGUGUUGAACCUCCAUUAGUCGAUGUUCCCACUGAAGACUGGCAGUGUAGUACAUGUAAAGCUCAUAAAGUGACAGGAGUUGCAGAUUGUAUACCUGAUGUUGAAAAAAAUGGUUCAUUAUGUCGUCAGGAACAUUUAGGAUUUGACAGACACGGUAGAAAAUACUGGUUUCUUGGAAGAAGAGUUUUUGUUGAAAGUGAAGAUGGUGAAGUUUGGUAUUACAGUACACCUUUACAGUUAGAAGAAGUAAUGCUUUGCUUUGACCGUAAUGAAAUGGAAGUUGCACUUUAUAGAGAAUUAUCAGAUUAUAAAGAUGAAAUUGUACGACAAAUGGAACUUACAGAAUCAAUUACUAAUCAAUACAAGGGUAACAAAAAAUCAUACCUAGAAGUGGAAAACAGUCUUAUACAAAGAUUACAAAAAGAACGUCAAGAAAAACAAGAGAAGGAAGAAGAGGAGAGGAAGGAGAAACAGAGACAAGAAGCUGAAGAAAUGGUACGCAGAAUACACGAAGGUACAGACUCGCUCGAAGAACGAUUAGCAGCUGUUACAGAACAGCAAGAAGUAAAACCAUCUGAAGAAUUGUCUACAAGGGAAAAUGUCCCAGAUAUGGUUGCAGAAAAUGUAGAGGUUGAUGGCGUAGACACUGAUUUAUCCGUAGACGUAGCGAGUAAAGGUGUUAAAGCUAAUACAUCCACUUCGUCGUCUGAAGAAAUCGAUGAAGAAGCAUUAGAAGGAGAAGAGGGUGUAUCAAAAAUUGGUAAAGAUGGGAAGAAACAUACAAUUGUAACAAGAUCAAAAACGGGAUCGCUGCAGCCCAGAACAUUCAAUAUGGAUGAUUUAAAAAGGCGAAGUACUGCACAAUUAUCAAAGGAAGAAUUAGAAAAGUUAGAUAAAAGUUUAAAAGAGGAAGGGGACGGUACUAGAUUAACAAGACAGAAAGCCCAUCAAAUAGCUUCUGGUACACAUCUUUUUAAAUUGGGAAUGGAUAACACUUUUAAAUCAUACGUGAAUCAAUACAGCACCAAUCCCAUUGCUCUGAACAAGGCUCAGCGUAACGAAGAACGCGACAAAAAGAGACAUUUGUCGCAUAAAUUUUCACUCACGCAGGCUUCCGAAUUUAAAUGGGUGGGAAGUUUGACAGGAACUCGUGCUCUUCUGGUGAGCACACUGCGUCAGACAAUUCUUCAACUGGAAAGUAAUAUUCAAGCACCAUUUAUGCAUACCAAUUGGCCUCUACUUCGCAAACCUUGGACCACAGCAGUGGGUGCUUGCGUAAAUCCCAGAGAUUUUGCGCGUGCCCUUAUUGUAUUACAAGCAUGCAUCAAAUCAGUAGUGUUUGCCAGUGUAUGGCAUGAUCAACUCGGACACGUGAAAUUACAAAGAGUAACGGCUCUCGAACGGGAAGAAAAAAAGCGUCAAGAUAAGAAAGAUAAAAAGGAAAGGGAAGACGAAGAAGAGCGUAAUCGUUUAUUUAAUUUUGUCAAAUAUACGUUAGGCUUGAAACAUCAAGUCUGGAAACAAAAAGGAGAAGAAUACCGUGUACAUGGUCAAGGUGGUUGGCUAUGGGUUUCUGCUAGCCGCCGUUAUAAAUUAUCCGACAUGUCAAAAUUAGGCCUUCGAGUCGGUCCUCAGAAGAUUAUGGUGCAAAUUAAAGAUCAGGAGGGGCUAAAGAUCUUGGCUUUAGAUCCUCCUACUUAUGAUUUCUUAAUAAAGGAAUACUGUCCGUCUAAAAAGGAAGAGAAUAAUGUAGAAGUGAAAAUAAAACAAGAAAUCAAAGAGGAAGAAUCGUCUAAAGAUGGUACUGAUACUUCGGUAAAGCAAGAAUGUAAAACAGAAAAUAUAAAAACUGAACCAGUAGAAGAUAAAAAUAAUGCAGAAACGGCUACAAAACUAGAAACGACAACAAAAACGGAAUCGCAGACGAUUAAGCAAGAAACGAAGAUGAAUUUAUCAUUUUUAGCUGGCAUGAAAAUCGAGAAAGUUUUUACACCAAUCAAAGAAUUCGAAGAAAUUGAUAUUACUAAAGCACUAACGACCAAUGGGAGACUUCAUUAUCCGAAAAUUGCUAAAAAGAUUAGAAUUGAUGAUUUUCUUGCACGUAGAACACAUUUAAAACUUUUGGAAGAAAGAAGAUUAUUGCAGUCUGAGAAAUCAAAAGAGCUACAGAAUCAAUUAACAAAUCAAAAAGCUGAUGGAGAUUCCGAAGUUGACAUAGAAAAUAACGAAGAAAGCGAUACAGACGGCGGAGAUAAUUCCUUGCAAAGUAUUCUUACUGGAAAACAACCAACCAAAACUAUAUCUUCAUCGGCUAGAGAAAUGCUGGCAGUGAUAGGGAAGCGUAUUCAGCACGUCAAAGCUCAAUAUGCAAAUAUGAGACUGAAUAAAAAUGGUAGUUGUUAUUCACGAUAUUGUAAUAUGACAACACCCCCAGGAAAGGUUGCUACCACAACGCAGAGUUUAACAUCUACAUGUUACUCACCUAUGUGUCUCCAGAAAGCCAGAUUAAAACGUGAUCUCAUCACAUUAUUAAAAAAAGCCAAUGCUUUGAAUAACAAUCAAUCGCCGUCGAGUUUAGCGGCCGCGUCUGCAAAUUUAUCACAGAGUGAAUCAAAAAUUGAAGGGAGCGAAGAGGCUAAAGAUGCGAUUAAAAAAGAUUUAGAAUCCGCGGUGGCUUUGGCAACGCAUUGCACCGAAGAAACACCAGCCACUAAUGUAAUAAGAGAAGGAACUACGCCUCCUCUAAAAAAAAUAAAACUUGAAUCUAAUGUGAAUGACAUAAAGUCCGAGCCUGGUGUAGUAACGACUACAACGAAUAACGUAAUUACCACUACAACGGUAACUACAACACAGACUAUAAAAACAGUCGAUGGUGUUGUGAAAACUAUGCAAGAAAAUACGACUUCCAAAAAUUCAGUUACAUUUUCAUCCGAGACUAAGAUGAGCACUGGACAAAAGACAAUAAUCGUUAAUCGGAGAGGAAGAACCGUGCAAAGAAGCACGGUGGCUAAAGAAUUGAACGCAGAUGGUACAGAAAGAGUGUACACUGCUGUUUCAACCGAAGGGAAAGUCUAUUUGAAAAAAGUUGCAAUUUCUUUGGCGGAUCGAAAAAAGAAGCGUACCCCAGUUAAAUAUCCUCUGUGUUCUACAUUUAGUACAAAAAAUAAACAUCGUAGUAUAUUGCUACUUCCGCAACACGAAUUACGUAAAUUGUCUAGGGUCGGUGGACGAGUACCAGUUCAAGGUUUCCAUCAUAUGGCUAAGGCAAAUUUGUCGGUGUGGCCUUAUCCAUGUCCCAGACCGUUAUUUAAAACUUGCUGGUUAUAUCGAACAGUCGGGAUAAAAUCAUUAGCCGCAGCAGCUCUUCAAUUAAGAAUAUUAUGGGGGUGUCUUCGAUGGGAUGAUAUGGCUACAAAGCCAUUGUCCACGGACGGAAAACAUCAGAUCACAACGGAUACAGAGAUCAUGUCAUUGGAGAUUCUUAAACAUCGUCACGUUGGUCAGUUUUUAGAUAAAACACAGUACUUACGCAGAAAAGUUGUUAUACCUUUGGAACUUCCAAAACAAGUCAGAGAAGUUACAUCUAUAAGAAGUGGUCUUAGAAAAAGAAAAAGACCAGAAUCGCCACAAAGCACCGAACCACAAGUCACAGAAGAAUGGGUCGACGAGGAUAAAUUGGAAUUAUGGGAAAUUAAACAAUAUGGCGACAGGUUAGAGAAGGCUAAUGCCCAGAUUAUUACUAGGAGUCGAUCGGGUCAGCCACAGUCCAUAGGUGUUGGUUCUAAUCGUGGCACAGGAUCGAAUUCCGGUAUUAACGAUCAACUUGUCAGUGGCAAAGCAACGCCUGAGGAGAUCAAAGAGAAGAUGGAGCAGCAGUUACGCAUGCAAAGAGCCGCUCACCAACAAAAGCGAGCAUUAGAAACCCUCAAAAGUCCAGCUAACUCUGCUUCGCCUACUCAACUUGUUAAAGUUACCGCUAACUCUGGCCAUGACGGUACAGUUAAAUUAGUAUCCAAAGUUGCGAUACCAGCAAACCCAAACAGUGGAACAAAAUCACAAUUAACAUCUCUUUUGACGACUCCAACGCAAAACAAGACUUUUAUUGGCACCAGGCGUAUUUAUAUGGCAAAAUCCGCUGAUGGUACAACAAAAGUUGUUUCCGGACCUACAAGCAUUUUACCAAAAACGCAAUUGCAAACUGGAAACCAGCAGCAGUCUCUGAUUAAAGUUUCUGGUCAAGCAGCACCUGUACAACAAAUUCAGCAGAAAGUACAGAUUUUAAGAGGACCGGAUGGAAAAUUACAAGUCCGAGGUUUAAUGCCUGGUCAGCAAUUGGUUCAAAUGCCUGACGGAAAAUUACAUGUAUUAAAUACUGGCCAAGCAAUUACAACUAGUCUUGCGCAAACUGGUGGAACGAGCUCAACUACACAAGUGAAAACAACUACUACAGCAGCCACAACUAAAACAGUCGCUACACCUAAUACUACAGCUACUAAAACCAGUUCGACAAAAGCAGCAACGAAUGCAACGCAAGUACAAACAGCACAACAAUCACAAGCACAGUCCCAGCAGGCUGUGCAGACUGCGCAACGUUCAACGACAGCAACUGUGACCAUUGCAACUACACCUACUCAAUCAACAAAGAGUGCUAUUGUGGUGGCUAACACCGGGCAAAUUGUACAGGGUGCACAAGUUCUAUCAUCUAGCGGUCAAGUUAUCAGUGGAAAUCAAAUAGUAGUCACUAAUGCUAACUUAGCUCAACAACUUGCAACGGGUAAAGCUCAAUUGACGACAAUCGGUGGCCAUCAAGUGGUAAUUCGUAGUACUCCGACAGGCAAUCAAAUCGUGCAUUUAAAUUCAGCAAAUAGUAGCAUCAUAGUUAAGAAUGCUGUAACGCCAACUAAACAACAAGUUCCUGCCUUGCAAUCUGCUCAAACAACAACGGGAGCACAAUCAACUGAAACGACUAAUAAUGCUACCAAUGCGUCAACGAAUGUAACUCCAACUACCACGACCUCAACGAAUCAGACCUCGACGGCUCCAGCACCCGGAAGCGUAGAAGCAUCUUUGCUAGCUGGCCAACCACCUGGUACUGUUAUUAAAUGCGUCACUGCUCAAGUUAUACAAACUACUCAAGGACCUCGUAUAGUUUUACAAGGUCUGCAAGGUGCAGACUUUACCCCACAGCAGCUUGCAAUGGUCCAACAGCAAGUCAAACAACAAUUGCUUAAAGCUCAAGCUACAACAGGAAAACAAGGAGUACUAGGGCCUACUAAGAUUUACUUAGCUGUUCAGCCUGCGCCAAAUAGUCAACAAGCGAUUCAAAGCUCGCAGAGUUCUACAACGGCGAGUACACCCGCUACACCAACAUCAAAACAGCAAACUACACAACAACCGGUUGUGUCACCUCCAGCAGCGACCGAACCGCAAACGGGAACAGAAAGCAUUCCAGAGCUUCCGCCGACAACUACACCAAGUUCUCCUGAAAAGCCCAAAGUAGUUGUUCAGCAAGUUGGACAACACACUGUUCCUUCAGAAGAGCAGUCUCAGAAAACAAACGUGGCCAAUGGCCAGCAACCUUUGCAGUCUUUAAAAGAAGGAAACGACUCAUCGGCUAACAAAUUUAUUUUAACGCCUGAUUACAUCCAACAAACUAUUAAAAAUGCAUUGAAACAAGAAAAUCUUAACCCGGAAAUAGAAGAGAAGCUGCUUCAGCUGCAACGAUAUCAAGAGAAACAGAUGAAAGGUAGCGUCGAGAAUUCGGUAGCCACUAAUCAAACCCACGCAACACCGACGAUCACGACCCCGCGUGUUCCAUCUCGUAAAAGACCGGCGCCUUCCAACAUUCCAACAACGACCACACCUACAAGUGCACAAUCAACAACACACGAUCAAGAUACAGAAUGGGCGGAAACGCCUAGAAAGAAACCCGCACCAAAGCAAGAGAAUCGUGAAACUCCAAAAGUACAAAAAAUCGCUGAACAAACGGAGAACGAAUCGACGCCGAAAAAUCGAGCGGCAAAGCUGAAAGACAGUCAAGAGUUACGAAGGAAGCAGCAAGUGCAUUCUCGAAUGCAAGUUUUGUUAUUCAGACAUAAAGAACUACUUAAGAAGGAUAUUCUUAAAAAGAGAGCAUUGCUUGAAAAGGAAUUACAAAUAGACAUUCAGAAGGAUCUAUCGGCGGAAUUGGCCUCGAGAACGAAGGCAGAAAGGCAUAAACAGGACGAAGUUAAAGUGGGAAGUACAAAGCGUAAAGCAAACGCUCAAAUAGCUCAACAAGUUAGUCCACCAAACAGAGGUGGAAGGCCAAAGAAAUAUAAGGCGCAAGGAAAUAGCACCACACCACCUGGUGCUUCGACCACAGCUACUCCAAAUAGAAUUAAAAAAGAGAAGUUGUAUUGCCUGUGCAGAACACCUUACGAUGAAACGAAGUUUUAUGUGGGAUGUGAUCUCUGUAACAAUUGGUUUCACGGAGAUUGUGUGGGUAUCACGGAAGAAAUGUGUAAAACACUUUCAGAAUUCGUUUGUACUGAAUGCAGACAUGCAAGAGACACGCAAGAGUUAUAUUGCCUAUGUAAACAGCCUUACGACGAAUCUCAAUUUUAUAUAUGUUGCGACAAGUGUCAAGAUUGGUUCCAUGGCCGAUGCGUAGGUAUCCUUCAGUCGGAAGCAGAUAAUAUCGAUGAAUAUGUUUGUCCAAAUUGUCAACGAAACUCUUCUGUUAAUUUCGCUAAUAUGAAAAAUCUUAAUGCAAAAGAUCUUGAUCUCUUAAAGAAAUUAAUUAAACAGAUACAGGCACAUAAGAGUGCUUGGCCGUUUAUGGAGCCAGUGGAUCCAAAUGAAGCACCGGACUAUUAUAAAGUCAUAAAGGAACCAAUGGAUCUACAGACGAUAGAGUUAAGGAUAAACGACAGAUCUUAUAAAAAGUUAAGUGAAUUCAUUGGAGAUAUGACAAAGAUAUUUGACAACUGUCGUUACUAUAAUCCAAAAGAGUCACCCUUCUUUAAGUGUGCAGAAUCCUUAGAAACUUAUUUUGUUCACAAAAUCAAGAGCUUGAGAGAAAAGUUUUCUGAAGGAAAGUAAGCAAUAAAAAAAAAGAAAGAAGAAAACUGUAACUAUAAAUAGUGGAAGUGCAAAGCGUCAGCGGUUUAAUUUCGUGCAGUGUAAAAGGAUCGAUCUGUGCCAGUACACGUAGAAAAGAGACAUUCAGAGUAGCCAUAAGUACGUAAGAGUAGGACAUAUAUGUCCACUAUUUAUUAGAAUUGUGUGAACAGUUUCAUUUGCCUUCGUGAAGACGAACUUUAUUUUAAUUAUGCUGAACAGUGAAUUUUGAACCAAAACUUGCAGAAUCAAACCACGUCAUGCAUACAAUAAUUUCAUAUUUAGUUAAAAUGUAAUGUGAAAACAAUCUUUUUCAUUUAAAGAAGAAUCAAGUAUUAGUAAAAUUUUAAUUUAACGUUUAAAUUCGAGAUAACGUUAAUACCAUAUACAUUGUCAAAGUAAUGACGUUUAUUAUUUAUUUAUAUAUGAAAAUAAAGCGUUUGCGCUUGUAUCAUUUAUUGAAGAAAGAUAAAAUUAGAAGCGAAAAAUGUGCAAUUUAAAAAUAUUUGUUAUGUUCAUGCUGUUAAGAAAAACAUUUCUUCCAUUUCUCUUUUCAGAAGAAGUUGUGGUUCAGAAUUCCUGUAUAAGCAUCAAUAUUUAUGUACAUUUAUGAAAUACAUGUAAUUAUGCAUGUCAUGAAAAUAAUUAACAAAUAUAUCAAAUCAGUGCCACGUGAGCGUUUAGAACGAUGACUUUUUAGUAACCCAAUGCGAAUCCGUGAAAAAAUGACAAAAAUGAUGGAAAGUCUUUCGGAAGUUAAUCACAAGCAUACAGUAAAGAAAAGGAAAAUGGUCCAAUCGCAACAUCAUUAAGUUUCAUCUAACAGAUGAAGACUACAAAUUUUCUCUCACGUAGACGUAAGAACUAUUUAGCAAGCGCAUAAUAAAUUGUACAAAUUUGUUUAUUGUGCUCACAAGUAACUAUUAUUAUGUUGUUUUAUCACAUAAAUUUUCUAUCAAAUUGUUUAUAAGUAAUACAUACGAUGUUAGCUUGUAAGAAGUAUAGCAGGAACAUCUGCUUUGUAUAUAUCCAAGUAGAAGUGUCUAUAAGGGAAUAGACUGUAAUAGAAUUUUGGUUCUGAUAUGAUGAGGAUAUAUAGGGGGAAAAAGUCAGUUAAACGCAAGGAACUAAUUUCGAUGAAAAUAUUGUUUAUAUUUUAGCUAAUAAAACUAUGAGUAUGUUCGGUAUCUAUAAUCUCAAUGAAUAUAAAGAGGCAAUAUUAUUUCGUGGACAUUUAUCAAACAAAUACAUACACACACGUAAAUACAUAUUCAUAUAAAGAAGCAAUAAAAUUAAAGUUGCUUCUGAUGUUUCACUAAUGAAAUACAAGGGUGAAAGUAAAUAGUAAAUAUUUGACUCUUGGUCGUCAAAGAACUAAAACUUUUGUGAAUAAAACUACGUGUAGAUUUAUUCUGUGAGGGUUUAAUGUAUUCUCGUAAGGAAACAAAACCUGUUCUCUGAUAGUGAGAACUUGGGAGAGUCGUGGCUUCGUAUAUGUACAAUAACUGUAUGUUUCACGAGUUUGAGACGCGUCUUUUUCGAUCGUCAAUCAUUUGUUUAAGUGAAUGAAAGCAGAUCGCUCAAAGCAGGUUGUACAUUUUCGCCAGGAUAAUGCUUGUACAGUAUUUUUAAUUCAAAGUUCACGAAACCUGGCACUGAUCUGUUUUUUACCUUCGACUUUCGAUUAUAGUUACAGAAUACAUAGUUCGUUACUUUGCCCAGAUUUAUACACCGCAUUAGCUUUACUACGAACUCGCACAGAGUGAUCGAUUAUGCGUCUCGUUACACUUAUUAGGGCACUAUUUUAUCUUUGUGUAAUGUACUUCAAAAAAAAUUUUUUUUCCAAAAUAUGUCGGUAUAUCUGUUUUAUUUGUUAUAUGAGUUCUUUUUUUUUUUUUAUUUCUGCUUGCUUAAUUCUUUGCUGCGAUCACUUCUGUAUCUGCAAUUAAUGUUCAUUUGAUCGGCAAACAGCAAAGAUUCGAGCGAACAUUUUAAAAAGUAUUUUAUUUCGGGCGAGGAUGCCCCGACGGAUUUAAUCUUUGAGAUCGCGCAUAUAUUUUAAAUUCUUCCGCUUUGCCUCAGAACAGUUCCGACUCGUAUAGACUUCUGAACAAAUAUUAAUAAGUUAUUGAUUAUAACAAGUAUUAAGAGAUAUUUGCAUUAAGACACUUUUACGAGCGGAAUAAGUGCGCCAAUCUAAAAGUAACACAACGUUUACUAGCUUUGUUUAUCGUCUGAGACAGAUGGAAGAUAUAAACUGUAUCUCAAAGAAUCAAUCCUUUAAUUUUCACGAGACGCAUGUAAACUCAUAUAAAAUCGUUAAAUACUCUUGAAAUUGUGAAUGCGUUUAAGAUAAUCUUUGCCGAACUACGAUCGUUCUGUCGAGGAUUCUUUUCUUACGUAAGUGCGACAUUCGACAAUGUAUUGGGGUAAAAUUUCUUCUGUAAAAAAUUGUAGAAACACUUUAAAACAUGUAAUAGAUAUUUAGCCGUGUAAGUUUUUGGCAUGCUACUGAAGUGUAAAAACUGGGUGAAGAAAUUUGCAGCCGUGUAAAUUUUACGCUGCUCCAUUUCACUCCCCGCUUAUUAAUCAUGUAACAAGGUGUUUAUUUCUAUUAAGAAAAAAAAGCAACAAAGUGUGAUUACAUAACUAUAUUCGUCUAAAUCUAAUAUUACUAGUUUAUAAUAAAUAUAUUUGUACUAAUUUUAAUCAUAAACUUUGUUGUUUUUAUUGCACUAUAAAUAUAAGUUAGA